Messenger RNA from Grosmannia clavigera kw1407, 591 nucleotides. RefSeq names its product RNA-binding protein. NCBI's taxonomy places the organism in Eukaryota, Fungi, Ascomycota, Sordariomycetes, Ophiostomatales, Ophiostomataceae. Gene Ontology annotation, biological process: RNA splicing. Bases 1 to 591 code for a protein of 196 amino acids. The transcript has 2 exons. Gene Ontology annotation, cellular component: nucleus; exon-exon junction complex; cytoplasm. The record is from RefSeq and is a predicted model, not a curated record. Gene Ontology annotation, molecular function: mRNA binding.
AUGGCCGACGUGGAGAUGGAGAUAGACGACGGGGCCGCCGUGGUGACGCGCGAAGCCGUUCAGACGCAGCACGAGGAUGGCGACGCGUCUGGCGAUGUCGACGUCGAUGGUGACGUGGACGCGGCCGGCACUGCCUCGGCUGGCCCACGCACCGCCGACAUGCAGACCCACGCCAAGGCGACAGCGGUGCGGUCGAUUGAGGGAUGGAUCGUCAUCGUGACCAACGUGCACGAAGAGGCUGAUGAGGAGGCUCUGCACGACAAGUUCUCCGAUUUUGGCGAGAUUAAGAACAUGCACCUAAACCUGGACCGUCGGAGUGGUUACGUCAAGGGCUACUGCUUGAUCGAGUACCCGACCCUCAACGAGGCCCGUGCCGCCAUAGAUGGCGCCCACCAGACCAAGCUGCUCGACCAGACCGUCCAGGUCGAUUUUGCCUUUGUGCGCCCGCCUCCCACCAAAGGCCGCGACCGUGCCGAUCGGCCAGACCGUGGAUCUGAUCGGCGAGACCGUGACGACCACCGACGAGGACCGCCCGGUGGACGGCGCCGCAGUCGCAGCAAGAGCCCGGUAGCCGAGGCCGGCGGCGAAUGA